AUGGCCUCCUCGUCAAGCAAGCCAAUGAUGGAUGCGUCGACAUCAACAGCUUCGGCAGGGCCUCGUGUCUAUGGAUUGCAGCAGCUAUUUCCAGAGCCUGACGACGAAGCUGCCACCAGUCUGAAGGAGGUCGACAUCGUUGUUAUUCAUGGUCUGGGUGCUCGAUCAUCAGACACCUGGAUUGCCUGGAAAGUCGACGGCGACAGGCAUUCUGGAGACGUCAACUGGCUCAGCGAUCCCGACAUGCUGCCGUCCAGUAUGCCCACCGCGAGAAUAUUGGCCUAUGACUGGAAUGCGGACUAUGACAAGGGCGCUUCCAGCGACAUUUUCCUGGGUCAUGCGGACGCCUUCCUUACCGCAUUCACGUGGAUCGCAGUCGACGUGUGGUCGAAGCUGCACUCUCCCGUUAUCUUCAUCGCCUCUUGCUUCGGUGGCUUGUUGUUAGCAAAGGCUCUUGUCAGAGCCACCGAACAAUCGCAUCCUAGGAGGGAACGGAACCGACAGACGCUCAACUCGGUCAUCGGUCUCAUAUUUCUCGGUACGCCGUUCGUAUCCAGUUGGGAGAUGGGGAGGAAGGCCGCCGAAAUGCGACUCAAAGCGGCGCGUCUUGCCGCCGCAGAAGAAGGAAUUCAGUAUUCCACCGAGCUCGUCUCCUACCUGGCGCCUACCACUCCCGACGUCCCAAGUCCUUUGGAUGAAUUGGUGCAGCGGUUUCGCGAGAUGGUUGCCCAUUCGGAUUUCAAAAUCCCCGUCGUUUGCUUUUACGAAACAAGACAUACCAACUUCUCUGCUUACAAGUCCAGAUUGCCAAAGAGCGAUGGACCAACAGAAUUUGAUGGCCCGGGGAGUGGUAUUGUUGUUGGCCGCGAGUCGGCCAGCCUCGCAGGUGCCGAUUGCAUCUCUCUGGAUGUUAGACAUAGCAUGUUGCACAAAUUCAACAGCCCCGAGAACGAUGGUUUCCGAAGGCUGGCUGAAAGGCUAGCCUACUUUGUUUCAAAUGCCCAUAACAUUCUAAAGAGUGGAGAGACGUUACCCUUCAAAGACCUGACAGGCCAAACAGGUGAUAUUAUAAAAGCCGCGUCUGAAGUCGUUGCCUUUGCCAACAUGACUCGUCGAUGCACCGAACUAAAUCAAGUCCGCGUGGUCUCGAGAACGGCUGACUGGCUCCCUGAUACCGACGAAUUCAAAGCCUGGGAGUCACAGGCUCUGCGAGGGAGUCCUUUACCUCUUCUGGUGAUAGAGGGCAAAGCAGGAUUGGGCAAAUCAAUCAUAAUGCACACGACCUUCGUCCACGCUCGAUCACGCGCCUCACUUGGCAAAGACAUCUACAUCCUCUAUUGCUUCGACGCAAGCAACGGCAGUCCAUUGCAAAACUCCCAACAGGGCCUCUACCGUUCUAUUCUUUGUCAGAUUCUUGAUCAAAUCACCCCUUCUGUGAUGACAUCCCACCACGUCCGAGGUUGGAACGAAACCAAAAGCGCACACCAGGACAUCGUCACGCUGAAAGACAGGAUUCUGUGGCUUUUGAGCCAAUCAGGAGCCGAAAUUGUCAAUAUUUACGUUGACGCCCUUGACGAAUGCAUUGAAGACAAAGACGAAACAAGCGCGGCUCUUGAGAUUCUCGAAUUCUUCAAGGCCAUGGGGGAGACAGGUGCUCCGCUUCGGGUUUGUCUGUCGAUCCGUGAUGGAAAACGAUUCGGGUUGAAACCCCCCGGGACUUUGGAAUUUCGUACGGCCCUCGUCCACAACCUGUUAAGCCGCCCCUCGAACAUGUUUCAAUGGGUUGUACUGGUUGUCCGACGCAUCGACGAGAUGACAAACCGGGGGGCUUCAGAGGAGGAAGUCAUGACAGAAGUCGGCCGUCUACCGAAAGAGUUGGAGGCCCUCUAUGAGUCAUUUCUAAUGCGAAUAGAUCCUGAAAAACGCGGUGAGGCAAUGACAUUGCUUCAACUGGUCCAAGUUGCCAUGAGACCUCUCAAGGUGUCAGAAAUAAUGUCGGCGCUAGAAUAUGCCAACGGCACCGAUGACGGACGCAAAGAGUACAGUCCCAUGUCUCCGCAACAGCUGGCCGAUAGAGUUCAGUAUCUUUGUCAAGGCCUCGUUGAGACCCAGGCCAAAGUCGACACAGAGUACACGUACGAGGAAGAGGUGCUGGUGCAGCUCACGCACCAAUCCGUGAGAGAGUUUCUAGAACAGAGAAAGCAGUUGGACAUCAAUUUGCCACUGCAGUCAGUUACUCAAUCUCAUCUCAGAGUUGCGAGACUCUGCAUGCGCGCGGUAAAGCUAGAUGAUGCCAAUUCGUCGUUUUUGUCGUAUGCAUCCCAGUUCUGGACCAUGCAUGCUCGGAAAGGUGACGAAGCCAUCGACGACAGCUUUGCGCCGCCCUCUUUCGUCACAAAAUGCGGUCGUCGCAGCAUUAUUGAGCAGUGGAAGAGGUGCGUUGUUAAGCAAACGCGGAUCACCUUUCUGGAAAACAAGGAAGAUUUCCCCAACACUAGAAUGCUGAGAGCCGGGGAGGAGAGCCUACUCAUACUGCUCGCCUUUGAAGGCUGCAAGGGGCUUAUGAUUAGACACUGUCGUGAUUGCAGGAAGGGUCCCGAUUGUCACGGAAAUCCCUCUGUGCUUGAAGCCGCCAUAUUUCUCGCGGCAUUUCGAGGCUGGUCAGAGGUAGCCAAAGCGAUCGGGCAUCUCGCGGAACAAAGCUCGGUGAAGAUUGACAUUAACAAAGCUUAUCCACACAGAUCACAAACUCCUCUGUUUAUAGCAACCUUUUUUGGUCACGAUGAUGUCGUCCGGGCACUCUUGGGCAUGGGGUGUGAGAUUGUGGACAAAACGAACAAUCCCCCCCAGCAUCCGUUUCACACCGCAGUAGAACAUGGCUAUAUUCAUAUUGUCCGUUUGUUCCUCGAACAUGCUGGGCACGACGUCGAAUCUUUACUUGCUACUCAAGAUCCGUGGGGUUACACACCUUUCCACCGAGCGGCCGAGUCAGGCAGAUGGCGAGUGUUUGAAGAGCUUCUAGACGCGCUUCUGGAGUGCGUGCAAACUCCAAGCGAAAUCCUAAACGUCAAGUCGGUCGCGUCAAUGACCGCUCUUGACUUGGCAGCAGCUGGCAGAGAGCAGAGACUGCAAAGGCCCCGGAGAGGCAUCAGCGUGCAAGACUACGACUGCAUCAUUGCAGAGUUGGAAAUACAUGGACGCAGAUCCUCGUAAAAGAUGGGCCUGUUCGUGCAACGCUUUGAGACUUUUCAUGUACGGGCCUUUGUGCCUUGUUAGACUGUACACAAUCCGACAACCUUUCUCCUGAACAUCCAUCAAUUUCGCG
This is a messenger RNA of Ilyonectria robusta, 3325 nucleotides long. RefSeq lists its product as uncharacterized. Lineage: Eukaryota; Fungi; Ascomycota; Sordariomycetes; Hypocreales; Nectriaceae. The record is from RefSeq and is a predicted model, not a curated record. Gene Ontology annotation, molecular function: protein binding. The transcript has 8 exons. Bases 1 to 3213 code for a protein of 1070 amino acids.